Plasmopara halstedii is the source of this 304-nucleotide messenger RNA. RefSeq lists its product as uncharacterized. NCBI's taxonomy places the organism in Eukaryota, Oomycota, Peronosporomycetes, Peronosporales, Peronosporaceae. The transcript has a single exon. The record is from RefSeq and is a predicted model, not a curated record. The coding region runs from base 63 to 269 and encodes 68 amino acids.
AUCGUACUUUACUACUUAAGGCAGUACGUGAAUGAAACAAUCAGCAAAUGUCUUGCUAGUUGAUGGCACAACGAAAAUACAACGCGUUGAAGCCGUCAUCUGCCAUCGCAAAUGGCGUGAAAGGUAGUUUCAUCGCCGAAUAUUGGAAGGCGGGAGCUGUACGGUCCAGGCGAUUACAAUGUGGUGAGAAAGCUAAUUCUGAGAUUGCGUCGAAAGAGGAUAGCUUCACAAUUUCGCGGCUAACAACACACCUUGUAAAUCAAUGGUAAAAUUUGUUCCUUACCUCGGUGUCAGCCAGUGGUCC